Zychaea mexicana is the source of this 466-nucleotide messenger RNA. RefSeq lists its product as uncharacterized. Lineage: Eukaryota; Fungi; Mucoromycota; Mucoromycetes; Mucorales; Lichtheimiaceae. The transcript is spliced from 7 exons. The record is from RefSeq and is a predicted model, not a curated record. Bases 187 to 429 code for a protein of 80 amino acids.
AUCGCGAUAUUGUCAUGUCAGGCUGGCCUGAAGGAACCGAACGCGUCAACCCCAGCCGUUUACUGCAGCAUGAACGAGAUGAAAUCGAGCGUCGGCUGGUAUCGGGACCACUUGAACUACUCUACACUUGCAUUGCUGGAAGGACUUUAGUAGGAGUUUAAGACUAUGAAAUAGUAUGGCUGCGGUAUGUCUUGUAUAUGUCUCCAUAUUUUCCUGCUUAUUCAUAAUCUAGUAGGGGAUGGUAGGGUGGCAUGGCUCUAUCUAACGUAUCCAAUGAUACUGCACAAAUAUUCUUUAAAGAUUUUACAUUAUUUCCACAAAGGGCAAGUCUACUGUCAAUACAACAUACAUAUUACUGUUAUCAUGGUGACUCCUAUAGCAAGUGGCUCUCUGUCAUCAGUGUACCGGCAUUCCCUGCCAUCGACUUGACGGCACCCAUCUUUCGAGUGCGGCAAUAAUUUGCUCA